Astyanax mexicanus (Mexican tetra) is the source of this 5461-nucleotide messenger RNA. It is a transcript of the gene traf4a, whose product is annotated as tnf receptor-associated factor 4a. The transcript has 7 exons. Gene Ontology annotation, biological process: signal transduction; regulation of apoptotic process; activation of NF-kappaB-inducing kinase activity. Bases 441 to 1853 code for a protein of 470 amino acids. The record is from RefSeq and is a predicted model, not a curated record. Gene Ontology annotation, molecular function: protein binding; zinc ion binding. NCBI's taxonomy places the organism in Eukaryota, Metazoa, Chordata, Actinopteri, Characiformes, Acestrorhamphidae.
GUACCUAAACAGAUGGGCUGUGGAGCUUUGUCUCCAGCGUGUCAGUGCUGAGUAGACCGCGGCGGGGGGCGCGCUGUGACCUGGGCCGUAAUUCCUGCUGUUCGCUGAUUCCCGAGCGGAGAACCGCGGCGGAGGCGCGUUUGUGUGUGGAGAGGAGACGGACUGAGGCGCGGGGAGCGCGGCUAGCUGGGUGAGGCGCUGUCGGUGCCGGUGCGGGGCUGGCUGAGCGGUUGAGCGGUUCAGUGUUUUGUGUAAGCAGAGGAAUAAAGAGAGGAGGAGGACUGGAGCUGCUGCUGUAGGAGGAGGAGGACCGGAGCUGCUGCUGUAGGAGAGCCCGUGCUGCUCCUGUGUUUCUCCUGCUGUUUAUUCAGCGCGGACAGAGCAGAGGCGGCUCUCCGCGGCCGGGCUGAGCCUUUGUCUGAGAGGCUGGAGGAGCGACGAUGCCGGGCUACGAUUACAAGUUCCUGGAGAAACCCAAGCGGCGGUUCCAGUGUCCGCUCUGCAGCAAGGCGAUGCGGGAGCCCGUCCAGGUCUCCACCUGCGGACACCGGUUCUGCGACACCUGCCUACAGGAGUUCCUCAGUGAGGGCGUCUUCAAGUGCCCGGAGGACCAGCUCCCCUUAGACUAUGCCAAGAUCUACCCUGAUCCAGAGCUGGAGCAGCAGAUCCUGGCUCUGCCUAUUCGCUGUAUCCACAGUGAGGAGGGCUGCCGCUGGACGGGUCAGAUGAAGCAGCUGCAGGGUCAUUUCUCCACCUGCGCCUUCAACGUGAUCCCCUGCCCCAACCGCUGUGCCGUCAAGCUGACGCGCCGCGACCUGCCGGAGCACCUGCAGCACGACUGCCCCAAACGCAAGGUCAAGUGCGAGUUCUGCGGCAGCGAGUUCACGGGGGAGGCCUUCGAGAACCACCAGGGCAUCUGUCCUCAGGAGAGCGUGUACUGUGAGAAUAAGUGUGGGGCACGGAUGAUGAGGAGGCUCCUCGCCCAGCACACCAUGGCCGAGUGUCCGAAACGCACACAGCCCUGCAAAUACUGCGGCAAGGAGUUCGUCUACGACACCAUCCAGAAUCAUCAGUACCACUGCCCUCGCUUCCCCGUCCAGUGCCCCAAUCAGUGCGGGACCCCCAACAUCGCCCGCGAGGACCUGGCCACCCACGUGAAGGAGAGCUGCGGCAGUGCGCUGGUGCUGUGCCCCUUUAAGGACGCCGGCUGCAAACACAGAUGCCCAAAGCUGGCGAUCGGACGUCACCUGGAAGAGACCACCAAGUCUCACCUGACAAUGAUGUGCAGCCUGGUGGGCCGUCAGCGGCAGGAGAUCAUAGAGCUUCGGCGCGAGAUGGAGGAACUGUCGGUGAGCCACGAUGGCGUGCUCAUCUGGAAGCUGAACGAUUAUUCACGCAAGCUUCAGGAGGCCAAGCUGCACAACAACCACGAGUUCUUCAGUCCACCCUUCUACACGCACCGCUACGGCUACAAGCUGCAGGUUUCCGCCUUCCUCAACGGCAACGGCAGCGGCGAGGGGUCCCACCUCUCCAUCUACAUCCGUGUGCUUCCCGGCGAGUACGACAACCUGCUGGAGUGGCCCUUUGCCUACAAGGUGACUUUCUCCAUCCUGGACCAGAGCGACCCGUCUCUGUCCAAGCCGCAGCACAUCACCGAGACCUUCAACCCCGAUCCCAACUGGAAGAACUUCCAGAAGCCCUCCAGCAGCCGCAACUCGCUGGACGAGAGCACGCUGGGCUUCGGCUACCCCAAGUUCAUCUCGCACGACGAGAUCCGCAAAAGAAACUACAUUCGUGACAACGCUAUCUUCCUCAAGGCUUCCAUAGAGAUUCCUCAGAAGAUCAUGGCUUGAGAUGGGAAGCCAAUGGAAAGCUGGAGAGAAACGCAAAUGAUUUCAUAGGAAGACAUUUUGGAACACCUUCCUCACUCAUUUCUUAAUGAUGCUUUUGAUGUUUUCCGUUACGAAAACUCAAGUGAAAGACUGGAAAGACUGAGGUUGCCCAUGUGGUGGAGGGGCUCCACGAGGAGCUCUACGAGGGGCUCCGUGUCGUCGAAAUGUAGGAACGUUGAGGUGUUCUGGUCCGAGAAACCAUUGCACGUACUUAUUUCAGAUUCACCUUUUUCAACACUUUUCAACACUUUCCUCGAUUUGCAACGAAAGCCUUUCUCACAUUCAAUAGUGCCUAGAAAGUUUUAUUUUAAUUUAAAAGUUGUUUUAAAAUAAAUGUGAUUUAUGGUCAUUCUGUGACAGAUGUUAAGUAAACGGUAAGAGUUUUAAGGAGGGUGUGAAAGGUUAUUUGUAGCCUGAUGUUUGAGCUGUGUUUGGGAACAAGGCAGCAGUGCUCUAGAUACACAUGGGCAGACAGAACCUGUGUGGUCUGUGUUAGGAAUUCAGUGUAAACACUCAAACCCGUUUGCCUUUCGUUUACAUUCGCUCCCCCCUCAGCGACGGUCCCUGAACUGUACCUCAGUGACACAAACUGCGGGACCUCGCUUUCCUGUUUACCUACUUUUAAAUAAACUAAUAGCAGCUGUGAAGUAAACAUGUCUCACUUGGACACAUUCUGUCACCGAGGCCCUCUCUGUCUCUCAGUCUCUCAAACUGUCAAGAUCCCAGUCUCUCAGUCUCUCAAUCUCUCAAUCUUUUAGUGUCUCAAGAUCUCAAUAUCUUAAUCUCCUAAUCUCUCAAACUUUUAGUUUCUCAAUCUUUGUCUCUCAGUCUCUCAAUCUCUCAACUUUUCAGUCUUUCAAUCUCUUAAUUUCUCUAAUUUUCAGUCUCUCAAUUUCUCGGUCUCUCAAUCUCUUAAUUUUGCAAUCUGUCAGUCGCUCAACCUUUUAUUUUCUCAAUCCCUCAGUCUCUUAACCUUUCAUUCUCUCAUUAUCUCAAUAUCUUAGUCUCUCAAUCUCUCAAUUUUUCAGUAUCUCAAUAUCUUAGUCUUUCAAUGUCUCUGUCUCCGUCUCUCAAUUUCUCAAUCUCUCAUUCUUUCAGUAUCUCAAACUCUAUUUCUCAGUCUAUCAAUCUCUUGUUCUCUCAGUAUCUUAGUCUCUCAAUCUGUCAGUCUCUCAGUCUCAGCUUUUAGUUCUAAAUGUUGUUCCAGAACAUAAAGCUCGUUUGGGGAAGUUUUCACGACACCUUAUUAAAGGCGCUCUCAGGAGAGUUGCAUUCCUGGGUGUGUGAUGGGGCCAGUGUGCUAAUGUGUGUCUCAGGCUCUACAACCAGUCCUCUGCAAGUGAACUGAUGCACUCAUUUGUGUGUGUGUGUGUGUGUGUGUGUGAAGAGAAAGCCAUCGAUGUGAGAACUUUAAGUUUACAUGCAGUGUUGGUUGAGAACUGGGAGGACUCUGGGUGGUGUGGUUGUUAGGGGAUUGUUAGAGAUGUCCCACUCAAGGCCUGUUUUUAUUUAUUUGAAUGGAAGGAUAUUGGCUAUUUUAAGCCAGAUAAAACCCUGAUUCUUAGUUAACACAGUUUAAUCCCAUUGUACUGUAUGUAAACAUUACAUGUUACAUGUAACAAAAAGGGCAUUCUUUAGAACAUAGGAAAAAGAGGCAUUAUAACAAGACAAGCAGUUUUCACUGUUUAAAGCCAAGAAAAGGGAGUAGCAUUCUUCCUAACGUAUGCUGGUUGGUUACAGGGUAGAAAUGCAAUGAUUCUCUGACCAAUUAUUGUCUGUAUUGAUUAGAUUACUAGCAAAAACUGAUAUUUGCAGGUAUUAGAUUAUUAAGGGCAUGUAAACACACUUAACAAGAUUAGCAAACUGGUGUAGCGAGGUGUAUGACAUUACACUACACCAACAAUACAUCCUAACCUAAUUAUGUAACAUUAUUCCAAAUGUUAGACACUCUAGAUAAAAGUGGCAGUCAGAAAUGCUAUGAAAUAUUGCUAUAAAAAUGCUAUAAAAGUUCAGUUCAGAGUGUGUCACACUAUGCAAAUACUGAAAAUACCUGAUUUUACUGUAGCAUAUAACAGUAGCUGAGCUGUUUUGGGAUGCAUUGAUAUGUGUAGUACGAAAGUGCUAAUAUAUACACAUUUAUAUAUUUAUAUGGUGCUAAAUGUCCCUGGAUUAGUAUUAUCUACAAACAGAACCAUUGAUUAACCUUUUUUUUUUUAAUUAAUAAAAUGAAUCCAGGCUUUUUUUUAAGCCUAAGCGCCUAAGCACUUCCAGAGUUAAAUAAAUACUAGUUUGAAAUAUCAAAUCAAGAAUUUGUUCUUAUAAAAAGUCAGCAAAAAUUCUGCGUCACAUUUGUUAUGUGUAUUAUAGCAGCUAUGCUCUUAUAACUGGACACAUCCAGGUAGCUGCACUGUUAAAAUAGCAAUCUGCCAAAGUCAGAGCACACCUUUGUUUUAAAGGGAAUGGCAAGUGACAUUCUGAUUGGUUUAUUUCACGUUACGCCCAGAACACAUCCAUGAUAAUUGAGAGAAUUAGUGCAUGCCUUUUGCACGUUUCGAGUCGAGCAAGGUGUACUUUUCCCAUCGUUAUGAUAGCCACACUCAAGAUUAAUAAAAUAGGGCCAUAGGCCUCUUAGGUUGGGAUGGGAUGAAAGCCUUGAUUGGGACAUCUCUCUACUGAUGGUUGAGAUCAGAUCAGUUUGUGUAUUUGAGAGUUUAUGCCACAAAUUUGUACUGUAACCUGUUCUCUUGAAACCUUGAAACUUUUCAUUGGGGGCAUUUUUAUUGCAUCGGGCGGAACCACCACACGGAACCAAAAUCUUCUUUUAUAAGGAAAAAGAAAGGAACUAAAUGAGCUAAAGCGCGUAGGACAAGUGAGACCUUCAGACUUCAGACUUUCUGGUGCAUGUUCUCCUUAUUGGACUCUAAACUGAAGAGAGAGAGAGAGAAAGAGAGAGAGAGCGAGGAGGUGUGUUGGUUCUUCAGGUGGAAUCUGAGGAGCGUUCCUCUGCGUACCUGAGGAAAGACGAGCUUCGUGCAAUAUGGCUGCCAUUUCUCCCCACAGACAAAGCAUUAGAGCAUCGGAGGAGGACUGUGGAUAACUGAAUUACUAAACAUGUGAUUUACUAAUAGACAUGCGGAAGCACAUUCUCAUCUUACGUCUUACUCUUCUUCAUCAUCAUCAUCAAAAAGAAGUCCUGAUUUAAUCGCGCUAUAAUACCAGCUAAUAUUUUCACAAUAACUUUGAGAAAAUGUGGAUUUUUUUCAAGAUUCUGUAUUUUACAAGCGUACUUUCCAGAUGUUUUAUACAACACUUUUUUUUGAGGAGAGGUAGGGAGCUGUAUUUGGACGUUUCCUCCGUUUCGGUCUCUGGAACUUUUUCCAUCGUUCAUCGUUCCGGUUUGGAUUUUUUGCAUACUCUGUCUGUACUAUACGCUCUUGAUAAGUAUUUAUUUUAAGCCAUCACAUAGACUCCGAACACAGGAUGGCGCAAAUGUUUUUAUAUGUUUUUGUUUGAUUUGUUUGACGACUGCUUGUCAUUUUUCUCCUCCUUGAAAUAAAAUAAUGUCCAGA